Molecule: messenger RNA, 966 nt
Organism: Rotaria sp. Silwood2
Lineage: Eukaryota; Metazoa; Rotifera; Eurotatoria; Philodinida; Philodinidae
Source: the annotation of a GenBank genome assembly
AUGAGUUUCUCCGAUGAACAGUUACUUCUAUUUCUUGACAAAGUCACAGAUCUUUACCAACUUGUCAAGCUUGAUAUUAGAAAUUUGAAAGGUGCACAAACAGGAGCAUUACUGAAAAAGGUUUUAGCUGCUAACAAUAAUCGAUUGAAAUCCGUAUUAUUCGAUGAUGAUUCAAUGAAUUUUAUUUUGCCUUCGACUGAAAAUGGCGAAGUUGUUUCCUAUCGAAACAUCGAAGAGUUAGUGGUAAACAUAAAGACAGAUAAAACACUGGGAUAUCUAUUCACACUUGUACCACAUAUUAAUCGUUUACAUAUUAACAUUCAUCAAAUAUCAUCUGAUUCAAAGUUGAAAUUAGCGAAUGCGUUAUCUCUUGUUCAUUUAAAAGAUUUUCAGUUAUGUUCGAUGAAUGCACGCUGGUCAUUAGACGAAAUUGCUUAUAUUCUGAGUAAGAUGCCAUCUUUGCAACGAUUAGCAUUAAAUCUAUCUUCAAAAGAUGCACAUCUUGUUAAUGGACAGAAUUUCAUUAAAAUUCUACCUUCAUCACUUGUCGAGAUCCAUUUAUUCAUAAUGUAUUUCUUUUAUGGAUCACAUAUGGAAGUAAAUAAUUUACUUUCUACAUGGCCAACUCAUAUUCAAAUAACCUGUUUGCCAGAUAAACCAAAUGAAUAUGCAGUAAUUCAUACGAUUCCUUGCAGCUUGCCUUUAAUUGUGAUUCCUGGAACAUUAGCUAAUUCCAUGCUGGUUGGUUCAGAAUACACUCGACAGGUUAGAGAUUUGAGAAUUCGUGGCGAACAAAGUUUCACCGAUAUACAUUUGAUCGUGCAACACUUUCAUCGACUUCGAAAGCUUAAUAUUGGCUCAAUAAUCAAUUCUAAAGCACGUAUGCGAUUCUUCACAAGAAAUUUUUCUACCGAAAAUUUAGAUUUUAUAAGUCUCAUGCACUAUAAGCAAUGUAUACAGAGAUAA